Molecule: messenger RNA, 1285 nt
Organism: Tinamus guttatus (white-throated tinamou)
Lineage: Eukaryota; Metazoa; Chordata; Aves; Tinamiformes; Tinamidae
Source: RefSeq, a predicted model, not a curated record
AUGGUCAUUGACAAAUGCAAACUGUUUUGUUCAUUUUCUGCCAUUUCCAGAGAUGGCCUCAUCAAAGCAGUGGGCCAGGCAGAUGCUAUUCGCAGUCAGUUUUCAGGAGCAUCGUUUGACAGUGUAAUUGACUGCUCUGGGAAAUGCAUAUUACCAGGCUUGGUAGAUGCACAUACACAUCCGGUGUGGGCUGGUGACAGGGUUCAUGAGUUUGCAAUGAAGCUGGCAGGUGCUUCAUACAUGGAGAUUCACGAGGCUGGAGGAGGAAUACAUUUCACUGUGGAACACACUCGGAACGCCCCCGAAGAGGAGCUCUUCAACACUUUGAGGCACAGGCUGGAACGUAUGCGCCUAGCAGGAUCCACGUUGGUUGAGUGCAAGAGUGGAUAUGGCUUAAACUUGGAAACAGAACUUAAAAUGCUCAGGGUGAUCGAACGCGCUAAGCGAUCCAUGGAUAUUGGCAUUUCAUCAACGUACUGUGGAGCUCAUUCUGUUCCAAAAGGGAAAACUGCUACUGAAGCCACAGAUGACAUUAUCAAUAACCAUCUCCCUAAACUGAAAGAACUCAAACUAAGUGGUGAAAUAGAUGUUGACAACAUAGACGUAUUCUGUGAGAAGGGAGUCUUUGAUCUGGAUUCUACUAGAAGAAUUCUUCAGGCUGGAAAAGAUAUGGGGUUACAGAUUAACUUCCAUGGUGAUGAACUCCACCCAAUGAAAUCUGCUGAGCUUGGAGCUGAACUAGGAGCCCAGGCUAUCAGCCACCUGGAAGAAGUGAGUGAUGAAGGUAUCAAUGCAAUGGCAAGAGCUAAGUGUGCAGCUGUCCUUUUACCAACCACUGCCUACAUGCUAAGACUGAAGCAACCUCAAGCUAGGAAGAUGUUAAAAGAAGGAGUUAUAGUUGCUCUUGGCAGUGAUUUUAAUCCUAAUGCAUACUGUUUUUCAAUGCCUGUGGUGAUGCAUCUGGCCUGUGUAAACAUGAAGAUGUCCAUGAACGAAGCACUAGCAGCGGCCACGAUUAACGCAGCUUAUGCCCUGGGAAAAUCGGACACACACGGCUCCAUAGAGGCUGGCAAACAGGGUGAUGUCAUUGUCAUAAAUUCAACAAGGUGGGAACACUUGAUUUACCAGUUUGGGGGACAUCAGGCAUUGAUUGACUAUGUUAUAGUUAAAGGAAAAAUCGUUUAUAGAAAUGAGAAGUGUGGGAUAAUGAGCAGUUACUGAAAGAAGGCAAUCAUUUUGGAACUGUUAUAAUCAAAUAGGCAUUGAAUAUUUCAGUUACAAAAGG